UUCUCGCACUCAUUGUAGUCGGCCAUUUGCGAACACAAAAAACACCGACACCCUUUUCGGUUUGUUGGGAAACUCGCAUUUGCUUGCUGAGUUUCUGCUUUUGUUUCAGCCAAAUUUGUGCAAAAGACAUCCUUAUGAAUUGUGGAAGUGAUCAGUAAUAAAAUCGCGAAAGGAGUCGUUGUUAAUUCCGCCCAAAUACGAUUUAAAACUUGGUAGGGAAGUCUACGCUGCCUUCGUUGGCAUCUCGUGGUGUUCGUAGAUUCGUCGCGGGUGUGUGUGUGAAAAGGUAGGCAAAGCUAGAGUUGUGCAUUCGAGAAAAAUUGGAGUUUUCGUGUGAAUUGAGUUCGAGUCUAUGUUCCGGAAAGUGUUUCGGAUCGUGGCGAAUUGAGAAUCGAAAAAGAAUAGCGCUUGACGUGAAGGAAGCCUUGAGCCUCCGACGAGAUUCAUAAUGGAAGACCCCAACCGAAUGAUGGCGCACACGGGCGGUAUGAUGGCUCCGCAAGGAUACGGGAUGCCCGGCCAGGACGACGGGACGAAUGCAGGCGGUGAAAAUGAAGUGAGGAAACAAAAGGACAUCGGCGAGAUUUUACAACAAAUCAUGAGCAUAUCGGAGCAAUCGUUGGACGAGGCACAAGCCAGGAAGCACACAUUGAACUGCCAUCGAAUGAAACCAGCUCUGUUCUCAGUGCUUUGCGAAAUUAAGGAAAAGACAGUCCUUUCCAUUCGAAACACCCAAGAGGAAGAACCACCAGAUCCACAACUCAUGCGUUUGGAUAACAUGCUCAUUGCUGAAGGAGUAGCUGGACCAGAGAAGGGAGGCGGCGGUGCCGCAGCUGCAUCAGCCGCUGCAGCAAGUCAAGGGUCUCUGUCUAUCGAUGCUGCAGACAAUGCAAUUGAGCACUCUGACUAUCGUGCAAAACUGGCACAGAUUCGUCAGAUUUACCAUCAAGAGCUGGAAAAGUAUGAACAAGCAUGCAAUGAAUUCACAACACACGUAAUGAACUUGUUGCGAGAACAGAGCCGAACUAGGCCAAUCACUCCCAAGGAAAUCGAACGAAUGGUUCAAAUUAUUCACAAAAAAUUCAGCUCAAUUCAAAUGCAAUUGAAACAAUCGACAUGUGAGGCAGUCAUGAUAUUGCGUUCACGUUUCCUAGAUGCACGUCGCAAACGACGCAACUUUAGCAAACAAGCUUCCGAAAUUUUGAAUGAAUAUUUCUACAGCCACCUUAGCAAUCCAUACCCGUCGGAAGAAGCGAAGGAGGAGCUAGCACGAAAAUGUGGUAUAACGGUUUCGCAAGUGUCAAAUUGGUUUGGUAACAAGCGUAUUCGUUACAAGAAGAAUAUUGGAAAGGCUCAGGAGGAAGCUAAUUUGUACGCAGCGAAAAAAGCGGCAGGCGCUUCACCGUAUUCAAUGGCUGGACCACCAAGUGGAACAACAACUCCUAUGAUGUCACCGGCACCGCCUCAAGAUUCAAUGGGAUACUCAUUAGGAUCGGGUGGAUAUGAUCAGCAACAACCCUACGAUGGUAGCAUGGGUUACGAUCCGACCAUGCAUCAGGAUCUGAGUCCUUGAGGACGGUAUUUCGAUAAAUUUUAAAUUUAUUGAAAUGAAGAUGUGCGACGUGAACGUUGGUAGUAAGGAUAGGGUGAACACAACUAUACAUGAUAAAUUAAACCUAUUUAUAAAUAAAUACAUGCUAAAUGUUUUCUUAGGUUUAAAUUCACUAAAAUGAUGGCAAUCUAUUAGGUUAUUUCCGUUUAAAAUUCUGUUUCAUCAGAUUUUAUGUUUUAGUAGUUCAAUUGUUUCGUUAUGAACUUUCCCUUUCAAUUGCAUUAGAUAUCGUAUGCUUGGAAUAUUUCUGCAAAUUGCUGUGUUUUCCUCCCCCUCUGAGUAUUAUUAGUUGAAGUUCUUAUGAUCUGGUUUCGUCAAUAUUAUUUCGUAAUCUAAAUCAAACAAAGUUAUACGUAAUAUUUGAUAAGUGAAAUGAUAAGGACAUUGUGUUUAAAAGAUUCUGGAAAUCAUCUAAACAAACGAAAAACCAUGUAUACUAAUAUCUUCUUAAAAAGUAACUAUUAAUGAUUCUAUAUUCUACAUAUAUUGUAAGAACACUAACCAUUGUGAGUUGUAUUUAAACUGAAUUAUCUUUUAGCCCUUUUUUUUCUAGACAAAAUUUAGGACAUUAUCUACUUUGCAUAGAUAAUCAAAAAAAGAAAUAUGAAAACGGUUGUAUAACGAUAAACUAAGUAUGAGAAAUAUACAGUGAAAUUGUUACGUUUUACAUGGCCUGUCGGCGGAAUCUGUCUCCAAAGAGUGAAUUCUGCUGCGAAUGGUUUUCAUUUGGUCCAAUUUUUGAAUCGUUCUAUUCGGAUGCAUUUAAUUUUGGAUAAGAACAGCUUCUGAUGUGCAUAUAAUUUUUUUAUUCGGGCUGGCGCGUCAGAUCUGCACCACAGGAAAAUUUCUCAUGUGCCCAUCUCGCGGUGCUGCAAGUACCAUGAUUGAAACUAGUCGAUGGAUGACUUGCUCUUGGCUCAUGAUUACUUUUAAUUCUCAAUAACUUUUUUUUGUUAUCUGGUUGAUAAAAAAAACAUCAAAGCUGUAGAUCCGGCCAUUUCGGAGUGGCCCUUGUGAUUUUUUUUGAUGCUAUGGAGCCCACACUUUUUCUCUAGAGAUAAUCACUGUUUGGGCUCUGUUUGCGGGAGACUUCUUUAAAUCGACGGAGCAGAGUGAAUUCAUUUUGGAACCAGGAAGUGAUACUAGCGGAGAUUAUUUUAGGCAUCAAAAUGAUUGGAUUCAACAGCUUUCUUAUAUUGGGUUGGGGAAAAAGAAAUGUCGUAUUUGUGAUAGAAAUUUGACGCUUUAUUUAACAUACUUAGAAUUAUCCAAUUUAAGUCAAAUAUGCGCCGUUUUGUUGGCAAACUUGUUGCCAUU
Messenger RNA from Hermetia illucens (black soldier fly), 2929 nucleotides. It is a transcript of the gene exd, whose product is annotated as homeobox protein extradenticle. Gene Ontology annotation, cellular component: nucleus. NCBI's taxonomy places the organism in Eukaryota, Metazoa, Arthropoda, Insecta, Diptera, Stratiomyidae. The coding region runs from base 449 to 1573 and encodes 374 amino acids. The transcript has 6 exons. Gene Ontology annotation, molecular function: DNA-binding transcription factor activity, RNA polymerase II-specific; RNA polymerase II cis-regulatory region sequence-specific DNA binding. The record is from RefSeq and is a predicted model, not a curated record. Gene Ontology annotation, biological process: embryonic organ development; neuron development; animal organ morphogenesis.